UCUGAGCCAGCGAAAUGUAAGUCACAUGUUACCGAGCAAAGCCGAACUGGAAGUCGCUGCUGCUGCGGGCAAAACGGUGGGAUGGCAACCCAGACGAACAUGGCGACAGGCGAGAGCACCGACACAUUAGAAACUUGGUUGAAUAAAGUGACAGACCCAAGUAAUACAACAGACAGGUGGGACUGCAUUCAAGGGUUCUAUGAGCAGGUCAACAGAGAACCAGAUGGGCCUCAGGUUGCCACUCGCCUUCUGGCCCAUAAGAUCCAGUCUCCGCAGGAAAAGGAGGCACUGCAGGCACUUACACUACUGGAGGCCUGCAUGAACUACUGUGGGAAGAGAUUCCAGAGUGAGGCUGCGAAGUUUCGAUUUCUGAACGAACUCAUCAAAGUUCUCUCACCAAAGUACCUGGGAUCGUACAGCCCAGAGGCCGUGAAGCAGAGGGUGACCGAGGUUCUCUACAGCUGGACUACAUGGCUGAAGGACGAGGCCAAGGUCCAGGAGGCCUACCGCAUGCUCAAGAAACAAGGGGUGAUCAAGAAAGACCCCAAGCUACCUGCUACCAUAGUAAUGCCACCGCCAACACAAAGACCGGAAGGUUCUCUCUUUGACGACGAAGACAAAUCUAAGCUGUUGGCACGGUUACUGAAGAGCAAUAAAGCAGAGGAUCUGCAGACUGCCAAUCGCCUGAUCAAGAACACCAUCAAAGAGGAGCAGGAGAAGGUGGAGCGGGUGAGCCGACGCAUCAGCACGCUGGAGGAGGUGGAGAAAAGCACGGCCCAGCUCAGAGAGCUGCUGGAGCAGCACAGGAGCAGCAGCGCACACAUGCCAGCCACGCCCCACAUGAAGACUGUUUAUGAACGCUGUGACAAGCUCAGACCCAACCUCUUCCGUCUGGCCAGCGACACUGUGGACGACGACGAGGCCUUAGCUUUAAUUCUGAAGGCCAACGACAAGCUAACUUCUGUGGUUAACCUCUUCAAAGAGACGGUAGAAAAACAGGAAGUGAACUGCAAUGGAGGCACGGGACCGUCUGUUGAGACAGUUUCAGAGCCUGCCAGCCCAAUCAGGAGUUACCAUCUUAUUGAUUUCUGUGCUUUUGAUGCGUCACAACCAAAUUCAUCAGCGUCGCCGGCUGACGCUUCUCCUAAUCACGGAGCUUCAGAGGACUCCAAUGCCCUCCUGCUUUUUGAUGAUGACAUGGUGUCUCUGGGGGUUGCAAGCCCUUCCCCUCCCGAUGAGUCCCUCCAGGUCCUACUUUGAAGAGCUCAUCGAGCUGGAGGAUAUCGUCAGCACCCCAGAGCGACCAGCCAACGACACUGGACUUCAGCAAAGGUCUAACGGAACAGGUCCCCUCCUCAUUCCGAAGGGUUGUGGAGUAGA
Molecule: messenger RNA, 1380 nt
Organism: Alosa alosa (allis shad)
Lineage: Eukaryota; Metazoa; Chordata; Actinopteri; Clupeiformes; Clupeidae
Product: ADP-ribosylation factor-binding protein GGA2-like
Exons: 13
Coding region: 82-1260 (392 amino acids)
Biological process (GO): intracellular protein transport
Cellular component (GO): trans-Golgi network
Molecular function (GO): small GTPase binding; ubiquitin binding; phosphatidylinositol binding
Source: RefSeq, a predicted model, not a curated record